AUGAGACUAUGCACCAGAGAAGCAAAACUGCAUUCUCUACCUUACGAUGUACUAUACCAGGUUGUUGAAGACUUGGGCUUGUCGGACUUCAAUAAUCUCAGUCGAGUCAAUAGGAGCCUGUACAAUCUUCUGCAAAAUGAUCAGCUUGCCAAGCGCACCAUCAAGAAACAUGUCCCCCAUUCCAAAGAGGCCCAGUGGGCUACGACUGGAAGAAUAUCCUUUCGACAGGCUAUCGGACGCAUCCACGAUAUGCAGCACGCGGUAGCGAUGGCUGAGCCAUACUCAGUCGCAGUGCUUUCAUAUGCCGCCACUUUCAUCUAUAAAGACGGUUUUUUGUCGUACAUCAUCGAUAAUGAGAUCCGUGUCUUGAACGUCCACCAACCAGACAACACAGAACAAGUUGUGGAUAUUCAUAAUAUACUACGCCGAAUAAUCCCGACUUAUCGUCAACAAGAAGCUGCAGAUCGUUCAGCGCAAAUAACAUUCCUACAUUAUUCAUCAGGAGUACUCGCGUUUCUGGUGGAAAUAGAUGGAGAUGAGCACGCAUGGCUCAUUCUUCUCGACGUCACCCCUGGGUGCUCCAAGAGACUGAAAUUUAUAAGACAGCUGGAAGACACGCGACGACUGUUUGUCCGCCAUAAUGGUGUACAUCUCUUUUAUGGCGUGCACUCAUAUGUUGAUGCUUCUGGCGAGCUCCUUUGGGCCAUUCAGUGGGUUGAUCUCACUAGAAAUACCAAGAAGGAUAUGCCGCCUACCGUUUUGGAUAACUUGGCGGGCACUGAAAUAGGCCACAAUGUCUGUUUCGAAAUCUUCGACGACCAUCUUUAUGCGGUGUCUAACACGAUUGAUUCGGAGGAGGAAGCGUUGAAUUGGCGAUCCUUUUAUGAAUGGAUCCGUAUCCCACCAGCAUUCAAUCGACGCAGAGUACGAAUGCAAAGAAUCUGGCGCCGGGAUCAUCUUGAAGGUCCUAUUAAUGAUACCUGGACGGAAAUGUCUCUGCGCAUGGAUGAAGCCACUGGUCAACCCAUGAUUCUUGAAUGCCGUCGUGAAUGGCGAGAAGGUCGCUCAGAUCACGUACGAACAUAUUAUGCCGAACCUUUGCGGCCGGAUGAAAAAGCCAUCAAUGGGGAAGUUGAAGUUGAGGCCGAGCUCGCAGAGCCCAGUGUAACACAGUCGCCAUCUUCCUCUUCAUUUCUCACCCAUCCCUUUCCUGGAAGCCUCAUUGGACCUAGUAACAUCACCUUACCGGCUCCUUUACCGCUGAAUGGGCCAUCGGUCGAGGACUUAGCACGGCACCAGAGAAUAGGUAAACAUGUACAUUCGGAGUACACGAGUAGUUGUUGCAACAGAAGGGAAUUCAUCAUGGCGAAAACGAAAUUCCGCACAUACAAUUUCUCGGCACGUUCAUUCGUGGACUUGGUAAAUGAUCCGGAGCCAAAUAAUCGAGUAGGAGGUGCUACAGAUCGCUUGCGUUUACGGAUUAAUUCUCGUAAACGGAAAUGCACAUCAUCCGAUGAUCACACAGCCAAACGCAGCAGACUUGACACAACCCCUCUUACUUCUGCAUCUCCUGCUACAGGUGACAAGGACGAAUCUGAUAACGUUCGUCUCUGGCCCCCCGACAACGCAGACGAAGACCUCAUCAACCUCCUCUGCCCAACCCGACAAGCAACCAACAUCCACGCCGUCGCCGACGAACGCUCACUCAUCUACUCCGUCGACACAGAAGAACCUCACAAACAAGCCAUCAUCCUGAUUAGCUUUGAUCCUCAAAUUCGUCUUCCGUGCAUGCACAGUAGAAGAAAUGACGGCGCGCCAUCAGCAUCUACGCCUGUAGGUAUUAGUCUACUCGGACCCGAGGAUACGAAGAAGAGUAGUAGGAGGCAGAAAUGUUCUAUUUUUAGUCCUUGUUCUUCUGCUUCUGCUGCUGCUGCCAGUAGUGGUAACAGCAAAUCGAGUGUGCGGACUGAGGCGGCGAUGCAUUUGUCAAUUGAUAAGGGGUAUUGGUUUGAUGUGAAGAGGUGGUGA
Messenger RNA from Talaromyces amestolkiae, 2028 nucleotides. RefSeq lists its product as uncharacterized. Gene Ontology annotation, molecular function: protein binding. The transcript has 2 exons. The coding region runs from base 1 to 2028 and encodes 675 amino acids. The record is from RefSeq and is a predicted model, not a curated record. NCBI's taxonomy places the organism in Eukaryota, Fungi, Ascomycota, Eurotiomycetes, Eurotiales, Trichocomaceae.